This is a messenger RNA of Salvia splendens (bonfire salvia), 456 nucleotides long. RefSeq lists its product as uncharacterized. NCBI's taxonomy places the organism in Eukaryota, Viridiplantae, Streptophyta, Magnoliopsida, Lamiales, Lamiaceae. The transcript has a single exon. The coding region runs from base 1 to 456 and encodes 151 amino acids. The record is from RefSeq and is a predicted model, not a curated record.
AUGGCUCCUCGCGGCGGCGGCGGCGGCAGUCAGAUCCAGUCAGCGGAGGAUUUCUCCAGCCCUUACUACCUUCAUCCAAGUGAUAAUCCCGGCCUUCAAUUGGUACCUCAGCCACUCAUCGGUUCCAAUUACAUCAAUUGGAGCCGAUCUAUGUCUACGGUUCUCUUAGCUAAGAAUAAGUUGUUAUUUGUCAAUGGUGUUUUGUUGAAGCCUACUGAUGAUGAUCUCCUAUAUUCCGCUUGGAUCCGAUGCAAUAGUAUGGUUGUUUCCUGGAUUAGGAACUCUCUAUCGCCUCAGAUAUGUUCUAGCAUCAUGUAUCUCGAGGAUGCGAAGGAAAUCUGGUCAGAUCUACGCGAUCGAUUUUCACAAUGUGAUUCUGCUCGCAUUUAUCAGCUAAGGCAGAGAAUCAUGUCUCUGACUCAGAGAGAUGAUGAUAUCAACAAUUACUUCUGUUAA